AUCUUCAUCUGGAACUUUCCUUAAUCAUUCUCGAUUAUCCACGCCAAAUACCGAAAGCAAAGCAUUUCAAUUAAAUGACGGGGACAUUGUUCAACUCGGCGUCGAUUAUCAAGGAGGAACAGAAGAAAUCUAUCGAUGUGUGAAGAUGCGCAUAGAAUUAAAUCAUUCAUGGGAUGGACAGGUGAAUGCUUUUAGCUGCAAUGAGUACAAAGAUUUCAUGAGUCUAUCAGGAAAUGAAGCUCACAAGCAAAAAAAAAAGGAUUGCGUCAUUUGCCUGUGUGGCACUGGACCACGUCAAGCACUGUUCCUUGCUCCUUGCGGUCACUCCUUUCACUACAAAUGUAUAAAGUAUGAAAUUGAUAGACGUUACCCAGGAUUCAUAUGUCCCAUAUGUCGACGUUCCGCGGAUCUCGCUGCGCCUAUUGAGAAUAUACCCGACCUGGAACUGCCGGAGGAGGAACAAGAAGAAGUAUCGAAAAAGGGCACAGAAGAAUCUACAAGCCCUAAGAAAGGGCAGAAUAUAGAAAAAAUGACCGGCAACGAAGUUCAACCGCAAUUAACUGCGAAUCCACCUAAUUUAACUGAAGAACGACCUAAUCUAAUUGGCCGUUCGCCCGCCGUUCGCUCUUCGGUUCCAAUAAAUAAUUCCUUUGCCGUACCAAUACCAGGGGACAAAAAAACAUCGAGCUCAUUGGAAGUUGACGAUCCAAACAUAAUGCUCAGUAAAACUUUACCGUCAAGCUCACCACCAAUUCCGGGGAUGAGUUUUAUUGACGAAGGCAUUGACAGUGGUCCGUCAUCACCUACGAAUCAGCAUCACCUGCUCCGGGAAUCAGGUGAAACACCAAGAUUAGGAGAGAUUGCCGAGGAAGAUGAAGGUUCAAUGAGCUCAUCAUCGUUAAAUCCACCAGGUCAGAAUCAAAUUCAUCAGACGUCCUCCUUUCAGGAACCAAGUUUGUCAUCGGCAAGCGCGAGCGACAACGAUGAUGAUGCGAUCUUGAUAGGACUUCAAAGAUUUGACUUAAGGACGGGGGAUAUUUCAACCGUGAAUGGGCGACCGGAUGAUUCAAGAACAAAAGGGAAAGGAGUCGAUAGACUUGGGAUGGGUCACAGAGGUGAAGAUGUUUUAUGA
Messenger RNA from Acaulospora colombiana, 1132 nucleotides. The record is from the annotation of a GenBank genome assembly. NCBI's taxonomy places the organism in Eukaryota, Fungi, Glomeromycota, Glomeromycetes, Diversisporales, Acaulosporaceae.